GGAGCUGCGUCACGCGCCGCGCGCUCCCACGCAAGUAGUUUGUCUUUUUUUUUUUCUGAGUUGGUUGAAUUCUGAGGCUCGGCGCGCCGCCGUCUCCCGGACCUUCGUUUUUCUCCUGUUUUUGUUUUUUUCUUGAAGGAGAGGAAAUAGAAAAUGAGGGAAAGCGAUGGAGAGCCGAGCACGUCGCGGUGAGCGCGCCUGUGCUGCUCUGCGCGCGCCGCGGACGCUCCUCUGAACACGGUUCCUCCACUUUCAGCCGCUCCAAAGUUCCCCCGGCAGGAGGAAGAAGCCGUCUCUGGAAGUGCAGGAGCCUCUGAGGGCCUCCGUCCGCCCCCGUCCGCCCCCAUCCGCCCCGUGGUCAUGGUGAACAACCAGCCGGCGGGCUCGGCGCCGCGGCCGUGCGCCGGCUGCGGAGGGAAGAUCUCGGACCGCUUCCUGCUCUUCUCCAUGGAGCGCUACUGGCACACCCGCUGCCUCAAGUGCUCCUGCUGCCAGGCGCAGCUGGGAGACAUCGGCACCUCCUGCUACAGCAAGGGGGGCAUGAUCCUGUGCAGGAGCGACUACAUCAGACUGUUCGGACACAGUGGAGCGUGCAGCGCCUGUGGACAAUCCAUCCCCGCCAAUGAGAUGGUGAUGAGAGCGCAGGGCAACGUCUACCACCUCAAGUGCUUCAGCUGCGCCACCUGUCGGAACAGACUCAUGCCCGGCGACCGCUUCCACUACGUCAACGGAACCAUCUUCUGCGAGCACGACAGGCCCGGCGCUGCCUUGCUCAGCAGCCACCUGCCGCCGCUGCAGAGCAGCGCCGUGCUGACGGACCAGAAGGUUUGCUGAGUCCAGAUCAGCCCUCCUCCUCCUCCUCCUCCUCCUCCUCCUGCUCCGUCACCGUUGUUGUUGUGGACUUCCAUCAGCGCUUCCCCCUCCUCCGCCGUAUCAAACAUCCAGAGUCCCGUUAAUGUGGUGUUCCAUGUUCAGCCGUGAGUUCAGAGACUUGAGUGAUGCAGCCGAGGACGAGCGACUGGACGCCUCCUCCAGGACUGACACUGACUGGACUGACCUGCUGCGCCGCCGCCGCCGCCGCCGCACAGCGUCAGUCAAUCCCCCCGACUCUUCUCUGUGUGUGUUCCCCCAAUCCGGAGAGCCGCCCCCCCCGAUCCACAGCGCCCCCCUCACUCUCACAGAACCCGUCAGAACCAUGAAAUUGCCCUGUGGCUUCGCAACUCUGCUUCAGAGUCAGACGUCUGGUUCUGGUUCACUGAGGCCUCGUCGACAAGACACCUUCAAGUGAAAACGCCAAACUUUUUUAUUGUUCUGGAUGUCUGUUUCCACGACGAUGAUGCUGAAGGAAAACGCAGCUUUUCUGAAACGCUGGUCCUGGUCCUGCUCCUGGUCCUGGUUCUGGUCCCGGUCCUGGUCCUGGCAGUUUUAGAGUUGUGAGUCACCGUAACAACAAUCCAGCUUGGUGUUCCGUCCAUAUGAUUGUCUGUCUUCUCCGUUCUUAAUGUGGUUUCAUUACAACACACAGUCGUUUUCAGAAUGUUGCCAUGUAAACGUGAAACUUCUCAGAAACAAAAACGUACAAAUGGUGGUUUUUCACUUGCAGCAUCAUGUAAACGGGGCCUUGGUCCUGGUGGGGUCUGUGGGUGGCGUCCCUCUCGGGGGUCUCAUGCCUCAGUUUGGGAUUCACUGAUCCACAGUUCUCGGUUUGAUCGGAGACUCCAGAUCCUCUGAAACAUUGGAGUGAAGCCACGCCCUCUGCCGGUGUUCCAGGUCUGUUUUUGAUUCUACGUAUGUUUUAGAGAAGGCAGAGCCUCGGCCCCCCCACCCCGGCCUCCCAGCGACUCCCGGACCACAUGUUGCGAACCACCGAUCCAGAGCAGGUCAAAUGGGUUCAUAAGUAAAGAUUCUCCUCAGAACGUCCAGUGAUCGUACAGAUGUUUCGUUUUUCUAAAGACGGGAAACCUUGUUUUUGUUUUUCUUCUGUACAGUUUUAUUUCUUUAUGUUUGUGGAGAUUUAGGAAAAAAAGAAAGUUGUAUGGGGUUGAAAACAAAAAUCCUAUUAAACCAAUUUUCCUGUGAAGUGUCA
Molecule: messenger RNA, 2086 nt
Organism: Salarias fasciatus (jewelled blenny)
Lineage: Eukaryota; Metazoa; Chordata; Actinopteri; Blenniiformes; Blenniidae
Product: LIM domain transcription factor LMO4-B-like
Exons: 5
Coding region: 361-834 (157 amino acids)
Source: RefSeq, a predicted model, not a curated record